Molecule: messenger RNA, 1738 nt
Organism: Chenopodium quinoa (quinoa)
Lineage: Eukaryota; Viridiplantae; Streptophyta; Magnoliopsida; Caryophyllales; Amaranthaceae
Product: formate dehydrogenase, mitochondrial-like
Exons: 6
Coding region: 219-1370 (383 amino acids)
Cellular component (GO): mitochondrion; chloroplast
Molecular function (GO): formate dehydrogenase (NAD+) activity; oxidoreductase activity, acting on the CH-OH group of donors, NAD or NADP as acceptor; NAD binding
Source: RefSeq, a predicted model, not a curated record
AUCCAAAAAAAAAAGGGAUAAGAGUAAUGUCAAAUAAGCAAUUACGUUGGAGAAAAAGGAGGUAGUAAUAGCAAAACCAGACACGUAGCCGACGUAGGUGGCGAUUUCAACAAGAAUUGGCAAUUCGAUUUUUGAUCAUCAUUUAUUAUUUAAACUAUCGUUCAGACUGAAUUGAAAGACAAAAAACAGGAGUAAUCAAUCAAGUAAUAAUUACGGCGAUGAGGCGUGCAAUUACAUCUGCUGUCAAAUCUGUCACGGCUAAUUCUGCAAGAUCAUCUUCAUCUUUCUCCAGAAAUCUUCAAGGUUCUUCGGGUAGUAGCAAGAAAAUUGUAGGUGUCUUUUACAAAGCAAAUGAAUAUGCAUCAAUGAAUCCCAACUUUGUGGGUUGUGUGGAAGGUUCCCUGGGGAUACGAGACUGGCUGGAGUCGCAGGGCCAUGAGUACAUUGUUACGGAUGACAAAGAUGGACCCAAUUCUGAACUAGAAAAGCAUAUGUCUGAUCUCAAUGUUCUCAUAACAACACCUUUUCACCCUGCCUAUGUUACUGCUGAGAGGAUCAAAAAAGCAAAGAACUUGGAAUUAUUACUCACCGCUGGAAUCGGGUCUGAUCACAUUGACCUGGAGGCUACAGCUGCUGCUGGUCUUACAGUUGCAGAGGUAACUGGAAGCAAUGUUGUCUCUGUCGCUGAAGAUGAGUUAAUGAGGAUCCUCAUUCUCGUCAGGAACUUCUUGCCAGGAUAUCAUCAGGCUAUCCAAGGGGAGUGGAAUGUUGCGGGUAUUGCUUACAGAGCUUAUGACCUUGAGGGCAAGACUAUUGGAACUGUUGGUGCAGGACGGAUCGGAAAGCUUUUGCUUCAGAGACUGAAGCCAUUUAAUUGUAAUCUUCUGUAUCAUGAUCGUAUCAGGAUGGACCCAGAAAUGGAGAGUCAGACAGGAGCAAAGUAUGAGGAGGAUCUUGUAAAGAUGCUUGGCAAAUGCGAUGUGGUUGUCAUGAAUACUCCUCUUACCGAGAAGACCAAAGGAAUGAUUAACAAGGAGAUGAUUUCAAAAAUGAAGAAAGGAGUGCUAAUUGUUAAUAAUGCUCGUGGAGCACUCAUGGAUACCCAAGCUAUUGUUGAUGCUUGCUCAAGUGGUCAUGUUGCUGGGUAUAGUGGAGACGUUUGGUAUCCACAACCAGCUCCAAAGGAUCAUCCUUGGAGAUACAUGCCGAAUCAUGCCAUGACCCCUCAUAUUUCUGGCACAACUAUUGAUGCUCAGUUGCGCUAUGCUGCUGGUGUAAAGGAUAUGCUGGACAACUACUUUAAAGGAGAAGAUUUCCCUCCUCAAAACUACAUCGUCAAGGAGGGUGAAUUAGCAUCCCAAUAUCGCUGAUCAUAUGCUUUUGCGGAUAUUUAUGAAUGGUUAGUCUGGUAUAAUCAGGCAUCUUGUAAUAAGAAUUCCUAUCUAAAUGAAGGUACCUGAAACUGCGUAUUUGCGACAGGCCUUACUUAUAUAAUUUGAGCUCUUUGCUCCCAUUGCUUGUUAAUUGAUAGAUCUCAAAUAAGUUGGUAUGUUAUGCCUUCUUAAAGUUUGAUUUUCAUUGUCAGUAAAUGUGAAGUAAGUAUCUUUCAGUUCAAUGAUGUAUCAGUGGAGUUGAUGUUCUUAACAUCCGUAAUGUGGUGGAAAUUGUGAUAGUAUUAAAUAGUGAAUUAUGCAGGGUUUUUCUAAGAGAUCCAAUAUUCACACUACUUGUUUUAAAA